Xylaria bambusicola is the source of this 927-nucleotide messenger RNA. RefSeq names its product ubiquitin-related domain-containing protein. The record is from RefSeq and is a predicted model, not a curated record. Gene Ontology annotation, molecular function: protein binding. Bases 1 to 927 code for a protein of 308 amino acids. The transcript has 4 exons. NCBI's taxonomy places the organism in Eukaryota, Fungi, Ascomycota, Sordariomycetes, Xylariales, Xylariaceae.
AUGUCACAAUCUCUCCUCGACCAGCUGCUCGAAAUGGGCUUUGACAAGCAGCGUGCUGAACUGGCUGUCAAGAGGUCCGAUGGCCUGCCGGAUGCGAUGGAUUGGCUAGAAAAGAAUCAGGACACGGAUAUCGAGGAACUACUAGCGGAGGAAGAAGCAGGUCCCAGCGUUGCCAAGGUCGAGGGAGGUAGCGUCGCCAUGUCGCUCGUUUGCAACGAGUGUGACAAAAAGUUCCGGUCUCAACGAGAAGCUGAAUUCCACGCAAACAAGUCAGGCCACUCCGAUUUCUCAGAGUCAACUGAGGAAAUCGCACCCUUGACCGAGGAGGAGAAGCAGCAAAGGCUCAUCCAGCUCCGGGAAAAGGUUAAGGCAAAGAGAGCCAACCAAGCCAUUGUGGAUAAGGAGGAGCAGAAGCGGAAUGAACAAAUUCGUCAGAAGGCUACAAAAGAGUCACAAGAUCUUAAGGAAGAGCUGCAACGCAAGGAGCAGAUCAAGGAAGCAGCCAAGAAGCGGCAGGAGAAGAUUGACGAGAUGGAGGCUAAGAAGCGCAUCAAGGCCAAGAUUGAGGCCGACAAAGAGGAGCGACGGCGCAAGGCCGAGGAGGCAAAGGCAGCCAGAGAGGGAAAGGCUCCUCCUGCUGCCGCUCCGGCUCCGGCUCCGGCUCCUGCCGCAACGGCUUCUCGUCCUGCUGCAAAUCAUAAUGAGGCCCGCUUACGACUACAAACUCCUAGUGGAAAUAUCAUGAGGACUUUACCGGCCGAAACAACGCUCUUCGAGGUGGCGCAAAUGGUAGAGGCCGAGAAUGGAUCAGCAGUCACUAAAUUCAUCCAGAACUUCCCCCGAAAGGUCUUUGAAGGAAAUCUGGAUUUUGGAAAAACACUCAAGGAGGCAGGUCUCGUGCCUAGCGCUGCGCUUGUUGUACAAUAG